UUCAGCCGCAGAAGCUGAAGUCACUCACUGUACAUGUUCGUGUUGUGAUCGUGGAGUCGUGAACUGAUAGUGUACGCUUGAGCAACUUGUUACCGUAGAAUUGGGUUGUGUGACACUGUUUUGUUUUGAUUUCUUUUUGUCCUGAAUAGAUAGUUGUCAGUAAUCGGUUUUUGUAAAUUUUGUAUUUUAAAUUUAUAAAAUGGAUCAAACAAUUCAGAUUAUAAAGCUGACAUGAUUAGUUUUAUCUCUUUUUGGGAAAGUUAUCAAUUUUAUUGUUUUUAAGUGUCACUAAUGAUAAGAGUUAGUCAGUAUUAAAUAGCUGUGAUUCUGCCAUCUACGUUUUUACAUUAGGCCUAUUAUAUUGAGAAAUUGUAUUCUAAAAUGACGGAGAAGAAAGUGGGGAAUGAUUCCAAGAUUAUUGGUUAUUGGAUGUCAGAGAAGAAGAGUCAAAAAUUGAAGUGGACUGAAUUUGCUGGUGUAUGCAGGAAACACGGAUUCAGUUUGGUGAAGAUGAACCUGGACAAACCCCUAGAAAACAAGGCAUUUACAGUGAUCCUGCACCAUAUGUGCACACCUCUGUUUUUUAUUGGCCACGGAUCAAAAGAAUGUCAUAAGAUGAUGAUCAUCUUCAAUGAGUCAGGGCUAGCAGAUUGCAAACCCCCCUGUGUUGCUCAGACGUUUGUCAACCACAACGCUGUGCUGUUCAAGAUCUAUGUGGUUGGUGAUAAGUACAGGGUCGUUGAAAGGCCUUCACUCAAGAACUUCUAUGCAUCGAAUCAAGCCAGUAUCCACUUUGAUAGCCAUGAUGUGUCCAAACCUGACUCCACUUCCAGCCUGACCAUCCUAGACCCUGAAGACAUGGAACAGAGUAUGACCAGUGUGUCUACUGAUCCUACGAAGUUGGCUGCCAUCGUAGAAAUAGUGACGGAACGGCUGGGCAUGUCUCUACUGGGAAUCGAUGUGGUCGUAGAGAACUCAACAGGCCGACACGCCAUCAUUGAUGUCAACUCAUACCCAAGUUACGAUGGAUAUCCAAAGUUCUUUGACAGUCUAAUGGAUUGCAUUCUGGAGAGGACUGCUGAUCAUAAAAGAACCAAACAACAAUCAAUACAGAAGAAUCUGAGUGAGAAGCGUGAGAGCGUAGGAGGCAAGGUGGAUCAGGAGGACUCUGGGUUUGAUACAAGUGACUCCAGUGAUGAAAAGAAGCGAAAGCAAAGGCUGCGCUGUACUAUUGGUGGUGGCAGUCAGACAUCAGCCAAUCAGGUUAUGAGCAAGAAACAUCUAGAGCGUCAACACUAGCCUCAGGGUAACUCCUACCGUCUGUGCCUGUCUACUUCCUAUUGCUUCUUUAACUACCGUUUUGGACGGAGGUCUCAUUAAAAGUGAUCAAAAUUGAAGAAUUUUCAUGAUUCAGUCCAUUAAAACGUGGUGAAAGUCAUUUAAUAACUUUUUGCCAUGUUGAUUUUUGCAAUAAAAGAAAUCAAGGGUU
Molecule: messenger RNA, 1489 nt
Organism: Homalodisca vitripennis (glassy-winged sharpshooter)
Lineage: Eukaryota; Metazoa; Arthropoda; Insecta; Hemiptera; Cicadellidae
Product: inositol-tetrakisphosphate 1-kinase-like
Biological process (GO): inositol trisphosphate metabolic process
Cellular component (GO): cytoplasm
Molecular function (GO): inositol-1,3,4-trisphosphate 6-kinase activity; ATP binding; inositol-3,4,5,6-tetrakisphosphate 1-kinase activity
Source: RefSeq, a predicted model, not a curated record